GAACCACUUCCCAUUCCAUCUUUCUCAGCAGCCUUCCAAAUCCAAUACACACCAAAACGUACUUCAACCCAAAGAGUCAUAAUAACUUUGCCUAACACCUACCUCUUCAACCACCGCGUUCGCGCCAUCACGUUCGUCCUUUCACUUAUUACACUCCUCACGAAACUCCCACUGUUUCCAAUAUUAUUCACAAUGGCUCCAGCCCCAAGGGUGAUCUCCGACAAGGCCUCGAUGCGGAGCUGGUCGCGCUCGAUGCGGGCCCAGGGCAAGCUCAUUGGGCUGGUCCCCACCAUGGGCUUCCUCCACGCGGGCCACCUCUCGCUCGUGGCCCAGGCUCGCCAACUCUCCGACGUCGUCGCCGUCUCCAUCUACGUCAACCCGGGCCAAUUCGCCCCCACGGAGGACCUCUCCACCUACCCCUCCGACUUCGACGGCGACGUAAAGAAACUCGCGUCCGUUCCCGGCGGCGUCGACGUCGUUUUCCAUCCCCGUAACUUGUACGAUUACGGGAAGAACGGUGGUGGUGACGUGGCAGAGGCUGGUGGAAUGGUGUCGUGCGUUGAGAGUGGGUCCGGGCACGAGAGUUGGGUGAGGGUUGAGAAGCUGGAAUUGGGGCUGUGUGGGAAGAGCAGGCCCGUUUUCUUCAGAGGGGUGGCGACUGUGGUGACGAAGUUGUUUAAUAUUGUGGAGCCAGAUGUGGCUGUGUUCGGUAAGAAGGAUUAUCAGCAGUGGCGGCUUAUUCAGAGGAUGGUUCGAGAUCUUGAUUUUUCCAUAAAAGUGAUAGGUGCUGAAAUAACACGUGAUAAUGAUGGCCUGGCAAUGAGUUCACGUAAUGUGCACCUUUCACCUGAAGAGAGGGAAAAGGCACUAUCAAUAAAUAAAUCAUUGUUAAGAGCUAAAUCAGCAGCAGGAGAUGGUCAGGUGCAUUGUGAGAAGUUGACAAAUUUGGUCAUCCAAAGUGUUACUGAUGCUGGUGGAAGGAUCGAUUAUGCUGAGAUUGUUGAUCAAAAUAAUUUGGAGAAAGUGGAACAGAUCAAGAGUCCUGUCGUCUUCUGUGUUGCUGCAUGGUUUGGCAAAGUCAGGCUUAUAGACAACAUGGAAAUCAACUUGUCAAUGAAUGUUUGAUCUAACCUUCUGUCAUCUCAAACAUGGGCCACAUGCUUAAUUAAUAGUUCGAGCCACGUGCUUAACAAUUCUAACAGUUCAUGGUUAUAAUUUUUUUUUCUGCCAGCCAUACAUGAUUACUUGUAGAUGCAUUUUACCGCAUCAUAAAAUUCUAUGAGAGCUGCUACCAGUGGCAUUGCUAUUUGCUAGGAAUAAGUGAACCGGUUUGUUUCCUUUUUAAUCAAGAAUUCAUGGAUGCAUUAUUUAUACAAGAGUUCAACUAUUUGCUGAAUAACACCUCCAUGAAUGUGCAAGGGGAGGACUGAAGUUUACUGAUUGCAAAACAUGGGAUUGAAGGUUCUACUAUUUUAGGCUUGUAAUUUAUAUUAACUUGUUAACUGCCAGCACAAAUUGAAGCUAGGUAGGAAUACUAUUGGAAUGCACAAUCUGAUUACUAUCUUUAUGGAUCAACUUUGUAAACUUUUGAAAGAGUAUAAUAAGCUCGAGGGUCUUUCUGGUUGA
This is a messenger RNA of Glycine soja, 1626 nucleotides long. RefSeq names its product pantoate--beta-alanine ligase. The coding region runs from base 193 to 1125 and encodes 310 amino acids. Gene Ontology annotation, molecular function: pantoate-beta-alanine ligase activity. The record is from RefSeq and is a predicted model, not a curated record. The transcript has 4 exons. Gene Ontology annotation, biological process: pantothenate biosynthetic process. NCBI's taxonomy places the organism in Eukaryota, Viridiplantae, Streptophyta, Magnoliopsida, Fabales, Fabaceae.